This is a messenger RNA of Haliotis rubra (blacklip abalone), 1372 nucleotides long. RefSeq lists its product as uncharacterized. The transcript has 3 exons. NCBI's taxonomy places the organism in Eukaryota, Metazoa, Mollusca, Gastropoda, Lepetellida, Haliotidae. The coding region runs from base 152 to 898 and encodes 248 amino acids. The record is from RefSeq and is a predicted model, not a curated record.
CAGCCCCCACCCCCGAUCGAAAUAUUAGAUGAAACGAAAGUAAAAGCAUAUUUCCGGAAAACAGUGACGCUUAUAUAUAAGUCAGAGCAUCAGUCUUACAGUCGGGAGCAACUAACGCAGUGUACAGAUUGCUGUAGACUCCUUCGCAGACAUGGCAGUGUUCACGGACACCAACAGAGAUAAGCAAGGGGUUGUUCGCGGUCGGUGUAAGGACUGCCCCGAGGAGUGUCGAGAGUAUUCCCAACCUGUCCGCAGACACAACUGUACGUAUUGCGAUUGUCCGGCAGGUAACCAUGAGAGGGUGGAACCUCGACCGGAACUCAUCAUCAAGACAGAACCUGGGGAGGAGGAGGCACGAUCUCCGGCACGGAGAGAUGGCGGACCAACACCGGGCCCAUCCAGAAGACCAGAUGGCCUGACCACGGUCCCACCCCAGCCUGGUCCCUCCAGGCGAAAUGAGUCGCCUCACCGGGAUAAAUCGCAAACAGUAAUCCAGAAACGUUGUAAGACGUUAUUUGAGGAUGAUGGUGUCCAAUAUUCUCAAGUUAAGAGACAGCUCAGCAGAACAGAGCGUGGCGUGUUCACAAUCCUUUGGAAGGGGAAAAUAAUUUAUGUUGGAGAGCCAAAGAAGACGCCCAUAUUACCUUAUCUUUGUAGCAUAUUUUCUGGUGGAAGCACACAAGACAUCAGCAAAUGUUUGAAAAACAUACCCAGCGUUUUGAAAAGAGCUCACAUAAGAAUCGCCUGGCUGAAACACAAAGAUGAUGACCCGCACCUCAAGACGUGUAGAGAAGGCAAGAAAGGGAUUUCAUAUCGACGGUGUCUGUCAAAUCUGCAGGGGGAGAAGCCAAGAGAUGUACUUGAAGGUUUAAUGAGAGAGGAAACCAUCAAUCUGUAGAAUAUAAUUGCUUUAACUGACACAAAAGUGUAAAGGAGUUACGUGUCAAUGAUGUCUUGCAAAAUUAGGAUGAAACAAACCUACAUCUAAUCUAAUUUUUAUUUCCAAUAACCAGUCCGUUAAAUAUCAAUACACUUAAAAUAUUCGAAGAAAAAUGUAUUCAAAUUUUCAGAUUUCAUGAUGUCAGAUUAAUAGGUACUGGUUUUUACGCGUACUUAUUCACUGUAAGUGUGGUUAUGCGUUUACCCAAGAAUAGAUGCUUGUGAGUUAAACUAGUAACUGUCUGGAAUUCCACGCCUGGUUGGCGUCCUACCCACUGAGAAACUGCAGAUAGUUGCAUGUACCUCACCCUUUAUUAACACCGGCCAUCUUGAGAAAAGGCUAUCUACUUUUGGUUAGUCUGUCUCACAGUCCUGAGCAACAUUAUUUUCCUGACUGCCUAGCCCUCCCUGCAAUGCUAAAGCCUUAAAUGAA